AUGACAUCCGAGGAAUACGCACGCGUAAUGGGGAAUAGCUGGGCGACUCGGCUUUGGACGGUCCAAGAGCAUGUGUUAGCAACUAAGGUCAAAGUAGUGUGUGGUCAUGCCACUGCAGAAUUGAAGGGAUUCUCUAUAUUUUGCAUUGACGGGCUAAGGCCUUUGCAGUUGAUUAACGUCGUUGAAAUUUACGAAUGUCGCGAGUGGCAUCAGCGAUGGAAUGCUCGUGAUGUACUGCUUGACAUACGCCAAACUUAUCUCAAGGACAGAUGCUCUUUUAACUUUGAGCAGGACAUUGAAUCCAAGGUUGAAAUUCUGCUAUACGCUCCUGUCACUAGCCAGCUGAACAAUGCUUCUGAUCCAAAGGACAAGUUGUUUGCAAUGUACGGCCUCCUGGAAGGUAUUGUGUCUAGUCUUCCUCGCGUCAACUAUCUUGAGAGCAAAGAGAAGAUCUAUGAGGACUUCACCAGAAAUACCAUCACGUCGUUUGGACAUUUCUGGCCAUCGCUCCUAGAUGUUGGCAUGAUGAAUCUUCAAUCGUCCUUGUCGUCUUGGGUGUCUGAUCCGAGCUACCGACAGGAGAGCGAAUACGAGGCCAUGGAUGCGAUUUUGUACCAUUUUCGAAGCUCACAAAUCCGACCAUUACCCAUAGACCCAAAUUUAUGUUCGAUUCAAGAUUCAAAGCCUGGAGUGGUGAGUGUCCGCGGCUGCACACUUGGCAUCAUCAAUAAGAUUGGGCAGAAAUGGCCUGGACACAAUGAAUCUAUUAUUCUCGAUCUACAAUGUCUCCAAUCGUGGCAAGACUUUUUCCAUUUAAACACAAGAUUACCCAAUCCAAAUGCAAAUGGCGAGCACAAAUCAACGUCGUUUCUAAAGUUGAUAUCCUUUGGACGACCUUCCACGGAACUAGAAUCGUGGGAGUUGCAGGCUCCGAAAAUGAUGGAUUGGUUUCAAGAUCUGAACCUCUUGUCCGGCGCGUGUAACUUCAAAGAGGUAGAAGAGGAAAUCAUAACGGACGAGCGCAAGAGAAACUUCUUCAACAUGCCAAACUUAGCGAGAUCAGUCAUAUUCUCUGUUUCGGACGGCAAGAUUGGAACUACACGAGCUGAAAUUGCUAUAGGAGACUCUGUUGUUCUUCUAGCAAGCAGUAUACUACCCGUGUUGUUUCGCCCACAAGGAGAGCACUGGAGAUACGUCGGCCCUGCUUACAUCGACGGCGCGAUGGAUUGGAGGACGUGGAUUUGCAACAUCGAUUCGAGACAAUUAGAAAUAUUCUCGCCCAUUUAA
Messenger RNA from Verruconis gallopava, 1287 nucleotides. RefSeq lists its product as uncharacterized. Lineage: Eukaryota; Fungi; Ascomycota; Dothideomycetes; Venturiales; Sympoventuriaceae. Bases 1 to 1287 code for a protein of 428 amino acids. The transcript has a single exon. The record is from RefSeq and is a predicted model, not a curated record.